CCGAUCCUUAGGCAGUUUUUUGAAAAGUUCUACACCGAAAUAGAGCCCCGCAAACAGAACCGAAACUACAAUAUCAGGUAGAAUUGAAAACGAUCAGUGAAGAAGUGAAGAUCUUCCACAUCUAAAUAGUUGACUUUUAGAAGUAUCGUAUCUGAAAACCCUGGAUCAUCGCGAAAAGAUCUGUUGUAGUGCAGAUCUAAAACGGAAAUUUCUCUCCACCACGAAUAACCACAAAACUCGCAAUUCUCACAGACGGUUCUAAGUUGCCCUGUUUCGACGCAAGCGGACAACUUCUUGCAUAACGUUUUGCACAAGUAUUUAUUCUUGCAUAAUUCCCUGCACGACCUACGACUUAAACACCAAAAACACACAACAAGAUGGACGCCAUUAUCUCUCAGAUCGGUUCCAAGAAGGAAGCUGAGGCCGGCUUGACCGCGCUGAAGGCAUACGUUGAGGGCGGAGACAAAACCAAGCUCAUCGAGUCCUAUGAGGCACUCCCGGCCGUGCUGGAGGCUGCCGCUUCCAAGGAAAAGCCAGUCAGCAAGGUAUGAUUAGAUUCAAAUCUUUCAAUUUUCGCGUGUCGACAUUGUAGUCUUAGGUUUCGCAUUAAUUUUUAUUUCCGGCAUUGAAUCCUGCAAUACAAAAUCAAUUCCCAUCCCAGGCCGCCGAGGAUGUCGCAACCCUGAUCUUCGAGAAGUCCGAGGCUUGGUCCGCGUCCGUUUCCCUCCAUGGUCUGGACAAGGCCCUCGACGGUAAGGCCAAGCCCCCGUCCAAGGAGCUUGCGCUCACCCUGGUUGAGAAGUUCGCGAAGAAGCACCCGAAGGCUUUCGCCCGCGAGAUUGAGUGGAUCAUCCAGCCCAUUGUACUCCUGAUGAACGAUAUCAAGAAGGAAGUGAAGGCCAAGGCCAAGGACACCUUGAACACCGUGUGCUUCACCUGCGGCAACAAGGAUUUGAUCGGUUCCGAGGAGGGCGCGACCGUGGUUGCGGAAUCUUUUAUCCCGACCAUCAUCAAGGCGAACGAGUCUUUGAAGAACGUCGAGGAGUGCGUCGAGAAGCUCGCCGGGUGCGUCUUCGUGCAGAACGUCGAGGCUCCGCACUUGGCGGUCAUCACCCCGGUGCUCUGGCGUGGGUUGAACACCAAGUCCGAGGCCACUCAGCGUCGGUGCUGCGUCAUCGUCGAUAACAUGUAUUGAUAAAUAUGAUACGGUUCUUGUUUUAGUUUUAUGUGCGCUCUCGUGGUGAUCCAAGUAGAACCAGUGAUUGCGAGAAAGAUAUUAGACUGUUUUACUACACAGAUGACAGAUGACACAGAUGAAACAGAUGACACAGAUGACAAAUUUCAACAUUUUGAGCGAAUGCGGAACUUUUGUCAUCUGUGGACACAGAUGACAAAAUUGGAACAUCAAAAACCGGCACCCCGAAAUCAUCACAACCGAAAGCGGAAGGCGGCCCCUAAUACAGAACUAGUUGCAGGAUACUGAUUAGACACAGAUGACGUAGUAGUAUUUUCAUAGGCGAGCAGCAGCCCAGAGUGGACGCCCGGGAGUUUUAUCCAGAACCAGAAGACCCUUCGAACAGAAAAGCGCGCGGAGUAGAGGACUUUAGAACUAGAAGGGCAAGCCAGCCCAUGCAUAGGCAUAGAAGGGCAGGCGUGAUUCUGUGGCCCAUCAUAGUAAUAUUUCCAAGAAAAGCGUCACACUUCUGCCAGCGUCCCGCUUAUUGUCCGCGUGUUACGGACUAUUUUCAUUUUCACACGCACGAACCGACCCUAGAUUUUUUGCAACGCACAGGCAUGAGCUAGCUCCUAGAUUUUUGCAACGCACAGGCGGACUCCGAUAAAAUUCGGAUUCCCACGACCGGAUUCUGAUUGAUGCGGAAGCCGAGCGACACGGAAAAUGGCGGAGAGUGGUGGCGUCAUCUGUCAUCUGUGUCUCAAAAUUUGCAUGACACUCAAAAAUUGUCAUCUGUGUCAUCUGUUCAUCUGUGGUUUUGUCAUCUGUGCCAGCCCCCCCUUGUAAUACACUCUAAGAUAUGUUUGUUUCAUCACCUUUUUUUCGAUUCCUUGUCAUGCAGAUAGGUAAGGACUUUCACUUUGUGCAGAAUUCCAGCGGAGCGCGGAAUUUCGAAAUUUCCGUGGAACUCCUCCUAAUUUUUCUGCCAAACCACCAACUGCGCGUUCACCCCUUCUCCCCUUUUGUUGUGGGGUGAAGGUUCUUUAACGUAGUGACAGUCAAGAUUGCCAAUCUCUUCGGAUAGUAUUUUCGUCUUUCCGCAAAUUAGCAAAGUGCAAAUUGAUGCUUUGCACGCAAUCUUUGAUUUCAAAUUUCGAAGCAAACCCUCUUUCUCAGGUGUAAGUUGGUCGAUGACCCGCGUGAGGGUCAGCCGCUGUUCCCGGAGAUUCUUCCCCUCGUGGAGAAGCGCGCCGCCGAGAUCUCCGACCCGGACUGCCGUGAGAUGGCGGAGAAGUGCCUGGCCACCAUCCAGAAGCUGCACGCCGUCGGCCCGAAGCCGGAGGUGGACUUCAAGGAAGUCGCGAACAAGCACACUUCUUUGGGCUUCUUGAACGAAUCCGUCGCCGUCUACCUGCAGAAGGUCUCCUACUCCAUGAACAAGGCGAACUGGUAAACAUGUUGUUUUUUAAUUUUAUCAUUCGUUGAAGAUUGUCGGAAUGGGAGCUGUAUACUGUUGUUCACUAGCAGUUCUUGAUCAGGACUGUUGCACCUAAGAGCGAGAUUACUGUCUUUCAAUCGUUCGAUGUUGAUUAUGCUUUGUGCGGCGGGUUGAGUGCGAAGUACUGUUUCGUCUUUUCCCUUUCAGCAGUAACAAAUCGAUUUCGAAUGACUUUAAAAUCGUCUCUUCCCGCCUAAUUGCUCCUAAAAUCCUAAACCACCAUUCUCUCCACCACCAACACAGCUACGAUCUCGCUGCCUGGAAGGAGGUCCUCGGACCGUACGUGUCCGACCCCAAGGCCGUGGAGGGUAUCAUGAACGAGCUUGCCAACGCUGGUAAGAACACGGAGAUCGAGUUCAUCGAUGAGGAUCCGGCCCCGGAUCUCUACAAGGGCAGCUUCUCCCUCGCCUACGGAACGCUUACCCUCCUCCGUGACACCAAGUUGCACCUGAAGCGCAACAAGUUCUACGCCCUGCUCGGACCGAACAACUGCGGUAAGACCACCCUGAUGCGCGCCAUCUCCAAGGAAAAGGUUGAGGGCUUCCCGAAGCGCGACGAGUUGGUUACCAUCUUCGUCGAGCACGAGGUCGAGGAGCGCAUGCUCGAAGAACCGAGUAUCCACAGUGAAAAUUUUGUUCCCGAGAUAGAACACGAAGCACAGUAGAUUCAUAGUACACUGAAGAGGCAUGUUAAAAGAGGUUCGCGGAACAAGUUCGAGAUCUCCCCUGUCGUUCUCAUCGCGUGAAGAGAGGAAUCAUUGAUGACGUUGCAUCAUUCUCUUUUCUGGGUCGUGCUGUUCUGUGCGAGGGCAAGAAAUUUGUGUUGCAUAGAGAGCAAGGAGUGGCCGCUGGGUAAGUUCAACAUCGAUUUGAACGGAAUGGAGUUCUGCGUGGACACCGUGAACAACGUGUACAAGAAGUCUCCGCCGAUCACCCUGGCCGACGCGGAAGCGGAGCUCGGCCUGAUCGGGUUCAAGAACAAGGCCAAGGGCGUCAACCUGAAGGCUGCAGCGGACAUGUGCAACCCGAUCACCACCUACUCCGGUGGCUGGAAGGUGAAGAUGCAGCUGGCCUGCGCCAAGCUGAUCAACGCUGAUAUUUUGAUGUUGGACGAACCGACGGGCCACUUGGACGUCAAGAACAUUCAGUGGAUGAAGGACUGGUAAACAAAAUUUUAUAGUGCUUGAUGAUGAUAUCUUUAUCUUCUCGCAGGAGCGACUCACUUCUACCCUGCUUUUUCCGGAGCAGAUGUGAUAAGCCUCUUUCUAAUAUUUUGUCACUGCAUAUCCGAUGCGAUGCUCCUUCAUCAUCGUACUUUCAAGUCGGCUACUAAGUGACGCAGAGCAGCGGACGCGAGGGUAACGGGGAGAUCUCGCAAUCCUGUGCGGAUUCUCUUAUCCUUUUCCUCGCGGACAGUUUCUCAUUUAUUGAUUUUUAAAUCGGAAUAGCUGGCGCAUACUCGCUAAUAGUGUAGCUGGCGUGGCCGAAUGAAGGCGGUAGCAUUUAGAGCGAAGAAGCUCUUGCCCCGUUCUGCAACUGUCCGGGGAAGUCAAAAUCUAAAUGUCUUUUCCGUCUUUCACGGAACGCAGAGCAGAGGACGCUGGUGUAACGAGAAUCCAGGCAGACUUCGAAAGAUGCCCUUGUCCGGCUUUCUAUCUUUUCCAGCGGACAAUCAAAAUUUAUCCGAAACUUGUAUUCUUGCCGAGCGCGUCAGUUGAUUAUCACCAUUCCGGCUCUUACUCUUUGUUAUAUUGCAUGACGAGAAAUAUCCAAAUCCAAAAACCUAUCAGGUUGAACGCGUUCCCGGGUUCCAUCAUUGCCUCUUCCUCCAACUCCCUGUUCCUCGACGAGAUGAUCACCCACGUGAUCGAUUUCGAGGACCGCAAAUUGAUCCAGUUCAAGUCCGAGAAGGGCCGUGUGCUGACCGACUUCGUCGCCGCCAACCCGGCGAAGAAGGCCUACUUCGAACUCUCCAACAAGAACCAGAAGUUCGUGUUCCCGCCGCCGGGUCCGCUGGAGGGCGUGAAGUCCAAGGGGCGUUCCAUUCUGAAAAUGAACAUGGUUUCCUUCAAGUACCCCACCCACGAGAAGAACACCGUGCAGGUACUACCGCUUAGUGGGAACAAACCUGAUUCAAUUCGUGAUUCCAUGAAUGUGUAGCACUAGGACUAGCACCGCAUGAUCAUGCACCAUCGUGAGUAGAAAUCUAAAUGCGCAUAAUCUUGUUUCGAAUUGAUGUUCCCGCCGUAGCAGGGUCGUUCGUCUUCGUGUGCGCGAAAAACAACCCAUAUUUUUUCCACUAAAUCCUCACCUGACGACAAUCACAGGACAUCUGCCUGUCUGUCUGCAUGGCUUCCCGUAUCGCCGUGAUCGGCCCCAACGGAGCUGGUAAGUCCACCGCCAUCAAGCUUUUGAUCGGUGAGCUGAAGAACGAAACCGGAACCAUUUUCCGUCACUCCGGUAUGCGUCUCGCCUACGUCGCCCAGCAUGCGUUCCACCACUUGGAGAAGCAUCUGGACAAGACCCCGGUGCAGUACAUUCUGUGGCGUUUCGCGGGGAACGACGAUCGCGAGUCCCUGGAGAACCAGACCAACGAGGUGAACGUCGACGAGGAGGCCCUCCGCGCCGUCAAGUGGUGCGUGGACUCCAAGUCCGGUGUCGUGCGUAAGUGCGUCGUCGGGGAGAAGGCGGACGUGCCGGUCAUCCCGGACUGCAUCUUCAACCGUCGUAAGAACAAGCAGAAGAAGUACGAGUACGAGGUGAAGUGGAUGUACAAGCCGGUCGAGGCUACCUGCUGGGUCGAGCGUGACACCAUGAAGUCCAUGGGUUACGAGAAGAUGGUAAUGUUCAGAUUGUUGAUGGCCUUUUCGAUGUGUUGCUUAUGAUAAUGAUUUCCCUUACAAAAAUGUCAUCGCGGCACAGAGUUUGUUUUCUGCAGAUUAUAUGUCGAUGUCCCAAAAGGAAAAGAUGUAUGUGGUUUUUGUGCAUGUAGUGUUGAAAUUUCGUCGCAUCCGCUUUUGUUGUUUCCAAAACGAAUCUGGCACUAUGAUUCCUUCUGACAUCAAUAUCAAUUCCACCCUACGUACAAUUACAGGUCUGCCGUGAGGAUGAGAAGCAGGCUGCCGCUGCGGGUUUGAUGGCCAAGCCGCUGACGGCCCCGUCCGUGGAAAAGGAGUUGAAGAACUUUGGUCUGGACCAGGAAGCCGCGGCCUACAGUCCGAUUCAGUCCCUUUCCGGUGGGCAGAAGGUGAAGGUCGUGCUCGCAGCAGCGAUGUGGAUGAACCCGCAUAUCUAUCCACAGUAAAUUUCCUGUACACGUACAAAUGCAGUCUCUGCAUGACAAAACUUGCCUUCAAUCCUAGUGUAGCAUGACAAGUUGUGCACUGCAAGUUAGCGAAAUUUGUCAUGCAUUUUGUACAUGUACAGGAAAUUUACAUUGCAUAGCAUCCUGAUCCUGGACGAACCGACCAACUACCUCGAUCGCGAUGGGUAUGAUUUUUUGAUAGAAGUCCCUUUGAUGCUUCUGGUUCUACUUAAUUCUGUAUAUUCACAGAGGGGUCGACAAGAAGUUGACGAAAUUCACAUCGUGCAUCAUCCAAUUGUGUUGCGAAGCUGGCAUGAGGUCCGCGUUUCAGACAUGGAUGGCAACAUGCGAAUUCAGAAGCUCUUGCAAAACUAUUGCUAUUCUACAACAAAAUCUUCAUCACAGUCUCGGUGCCCUUUCCCUGGGUCUGGUCGACUUCGGCGGCGGUGUGGUGAUCAUUUCCCACAACAUGGAGUUCGCCGAGAAGGUCUGCUCCCAGAAGUGGAUCAUGGAAGCCGGUCGACUCCGUGAGGAGGGUGAACUCCAGGUGGACGACGAUGAUUUCGCUGCGGACGCCGCGGGUCCGGACGAGAUCGUCGACGCGAGCGGCAACAAGAUUGAGGUGAACAAGGUGAAGACUAUGUCCGAUAAGGACCGUAAGAAGCUGAUCAAGGAGAUCGAGAAGAAGCUGAAGGAGCACAAGAAGAAGAACACCCUGUCCGACGCCGAGAUGUGGGAGUUGCAGGAUAAGCUCGCCGAGUUGAAGACCGAGAUGGGCGCGUAAGCAUGUCGUGCUGUACAAGGGAUUAGAUUCGUAGAAGAAAAAACUGACUCAUGAAACUGAUAACAAAACGAAUUUAGUAUUCACAAGCGAGAAACUGCACAAAUCUAAAUGCAGCUUCUGUCUCAUCAUCAUCGGAAUUGUCAACUUAUGGAAUAAACGAACACGUCGUGCAAGAAUGGGUUUAUCACAACUUGAUUUUGCGAGAACACAAUAUGAAAAUUGUAGCAGGGGGAGUGCUGGGCGGAUCAUGGCUGCUUUCUGUCCAGUGGCCGCCAAUGAGGCUCGUUUCGCAGUUACUCCUCUUUAACAGAAAUUAGAUUCGUUGCUUUUACAUCACUCAUCGCGCAGAAAGAACCGAGGGGAACCAAAUGUGGCACACAGAAUGCAACGAGAUGCGAUAUGAAAAUAAUCGGAUUUUGGGACACUUCUAAAUGUAACAAUUUGAAGAGCCUGGUUUUCUGUAGGUAGUAGCCAAUGUAGUUGUUUUUAAUCCUUUACAUCUCUCCCGUUAUUUGCGAUUCAUCGAAAAAGCCAAUUGGCGUUGUGAAAGAUACAUUUUGCAGACACAGAGACUCUUCCCCCGGUACUAGUGGCUUCCUGCUUGCGCGGGUUGCUGUAUUUAUUGGGCGGGGCGCCUUCUUGUGUCUAGAUGACCAGGCCGAUACUUGCUGCAGCUACUUACAACUCAAUUGCUGAAUCGAUUCUAAUGGGCAUUAUGUCAGGAGGCACGUCAUCGGCAAUGCUAGUUUUCUGCGAUGAUGCCGUGUUUUCUGGAAAAAAAGAACGGUUAAAGUAUGAAUGAAAUCUUGUAUGCAUUUAUCAGAUCAGAAACGUCAUUUCGAAAGUAAAGUUUGAAAACGCAACCUAAUUUUUAAUUGGGAGAACAGAGCAAAAGCAAAUGCUGUGCAUAUCGUGCAAAGAUUUUUUGCAUUACUACGUUUCCUACACAUGUGAUGCUCAUGCUAAUUACUACGCGUAUGAUAACCUGGCAAAGCAUUGAUUGCCGCAUCAAGAACAAUUAUGGCAAGGCUUUCUUUCGAUUUGAAAACAUGAUCCACCAGACUCGCACUGAAAUUCUGUCUAGAAAGCACUCCAAAAAACUAUCUCUGCAG
Amoebophrya sp. A120 is the source of this 7871-nucleotide messenger RNA. The record is from the annotation of a GenBank genome assembly. Lineage: Eukaryota; Dinophyceae; Syndiniales; Amoebophryaceae.